Cajanus cajan (pigeon pea) is the source of this 1359-nucleotide messenger RNA. The record is from RefSeq and is a predicted model, not a curated record. NCBI's taxonomy places the organism in Eukaryota, Viridiplantae, Streptophyta, Magnoliopsida, Fabales, Fabaceae.
UCUCAACUCUUAUUUUUUAAUAUCACUGUUAAUACUCCAUCUCUUUCUCUUACUUAGAUUUGUUUCUGGGUUGAUUGAAGAUUAAUUGUUUGAGGAAGAAUGGGAAAGAAAUCUUCUUUUUCAUCGUCUACAUCUGUAUGGCGAUAUUUACAGCCUCGUUAUUACAUAAAGAGGCCUAAACGACUUGCAUUGGUCCUUAUUGUUUGUGUAUCACUUGCAUGGAUUCUUUAUGAACGCAAAUCACUUAGUAUGGGACACCAGGAGGAUAUUUUGAAAUUAAAAAAAGAGGUUAUUCGCUUGCAAAAUAAAUUGGAAGAUGUAAAGGGCAAUAUCAAAGAUUCAGCAGAAAGUAUCCAAAAUGAUGAAAAAGUCGAUAAAUUCACAAAUGACAUUUCUGUUGAGGAUGAUCCUAUUAAUUUACAACGAAGAGAUAAAGUAAAAGAUGCCAUGCUUCAUGCUUGGACAUCUUAUGAAAAGUAUGCAUGGGGAAAGGAUGAACUUAAGCCACAAUCAAUGUAUGGUGUUGACAAUUUUGGUGGACUUGGGGCAACUUUAGUUGAUUCACUUGACACAUUAUUUAUAAUGGGUCUUGAUGCCCAGUUCGAAAGAGCAAAAGAGUGGAUUGCAAAAUCAUUGUCUUUUGACAGAAAUAUUGAAGUUAGUGUGUUCGAGACAACCAUAAGAGUUUUGGGUGGCCUUCUUAGUACUUAUGACCUAUCUGGUGACAAAGUUUUCCUUGAAAAGGCUAGGGAUCUUGCAGAUAAGUUGUUGCCUGCUUGGAAUACACCUUCAGGAAUUCCGUAUAACAGAAUUAACUUAGAAUAUGGAAAUAUAAAUAACCCUCCAUGGGCUCGGGGAAAUAGUAUUCUUGCAGAUUCUGGUUCAGAGCAACUUGAAUUUAUUGCUCUUUCUCAAAGGACAAAAGACCCCAAGUAUAGACAAAAGGCUGAAAAGGUCAUCAAGGAACUUUAUAGAACUUUUCCUGAAGAUGGAUUGCUUCCUAUAUACCUUAAUCCACAUACUGGAGCUCAAUCGAGUGGAACAAUUACAUUUGGUGCCAUGGGUGAUAGCUUCUAUGAAUAUCUACUCAAGGCUUGGAUACAAGGAAAUAAAACUGAAGUUGUAACAUUUUAUAGGGAAAUGUGGGAGAAAUCAAUGAAAGGUCUUCGAAGCUUGAUUAGGAAGUCAACACCUUCAUCUUUUACAUAUAUAUCUGAGAAGCUUGGAAAUGCAGUCUUUGACAAGAUGGAUGAAUUAGCAUGUUUUGUUCCUGGAAUGCUGGCUUUGGGAUCUUCUGGUUAUGACCACGAAGAAGCUAACAAAAUGAUAUCACUUGCAGAGGAGGUAAUACUUAUAUAA